AUGGCUAGGAUCAGUUUUUCCUUCCUCUGCCCAGCCUCCUGGUACUUCACUGUGCCCACAGUGAGCCCAUUUCCCCGGCAGCGGGUGGCAUUCCUAGGACUCUUCUUCAUAUCCUGUCUCCUUUUACUUAUGUUAAUCAUGGACUUUCGACAUUGGGGUGCUUCAUCACCAAGAGAUAGGCAAUAUGAAAGGUAUUUGGCUCGAGUAGGAGAUCUUGAAGCUACUGACACUGAAGACCCAGAUCUGAAUUAUGGACUUGUUGUGGACUGUGGCAGCAGUGGCUCUCGGAUUUUUGUUUAUUUCUGGCCAAGACAUAAUGGGAAUCCUCAUGACUUAUUGGACAUCAAACAGAUGAGAGACCGAAACAGCCAACCAGUGGUUAAAAAAAUCAAGCCAGGAAUCUCUGUGAUGGCAGACACUCCAGAACAUGCCAGCGAUUACCUUCGUCCUCUGCUGAGCUUUGCUGCUGCUCAUGUGCCUGUGAGGAAGCACAAGGAGACCCCCCUUUACAUCCUCUGCACGGCGGGCAUGAGGCUUCUUCCCGAGAGGAAGCAGUUGGCUAUCUUGGCUGAUCUAGUGAAAGAUUUACCUCUGGAGUUUGACUUCCUCUUUUCUCAGUCUCAGGCAGAAGUGAUCUCUGGAAAGCAAGAAGGGGUUUAUGCAUGGAUUGGAAUCAACUUUGUUUUGGGAAGAUUCGACCAUGAAGAUGAAGCUGAUGCUGAAGCUCCCCAGGAAUUGGUGACAGGACGCAGAAGGACAGUAGGGAUACUGGAUAUGGGAGGAGCCUCUCUCCAAAUUGCUUAUGAAGUUCCUACCUCAACUUCUGUCCUUUCUCCACAAGAGGAAGAAGCUGCGAAGAUCUUGCUGGCUGAGUUCAACCUGGGCUGUGAUGUGCAACACACAGAACACGUGUAUAGGGUUUACGUCACAACCUUUCUGGGUUUUGGGGGCAACUUUGCCCGGCAGCGCUAUGAAGAUCUUGUAUUGAAUGAAACUCUUAACAAUAACAGGUUGCUGGGCCACAAGACAGGUCUGAGUCCUGACAAUCCUUUUCUGGAUCCCUGCCUGCCUGUGGGACUCACAGAUGUGGUGGAAAGGAACAGUCAGGUCCUGCAUGUCCGAGGACGAGGGGACUGGGCAGCUUGUGGGGCCAUGCUGAGCCCCCUGCUGGCUCGCUCCAACACCAGCCAGGCCUCACUGAAUGGCAUCUACCAGUCGCCCAUUGACUUCAACAACAGCGAGUUCUAUGGUUUCUCCGAGUUCUUUUACUGUACAGAGGAUGUGUUGCGCAUUGGUGGCCGCUACCAUGGGCCAACAUUUGCCAAGGCUGCUCAGGAUUACUGUGGCAUGGCUUGGUCAGUACUCACUCAGAGAUUCAAGAAUGGCCUCUUUUCAUCACAUGCAGAUGAGCAUCGACUCAAAUAUCAGUGUUUUAAGUCAGCUUGGAUGUACCAAGUUCUUCAUGAAGGAUUCCACUUUCCCUAUGACUAUCCAAAUCUGCAGACAGCACAGCUGGUCUAUGACCGAGAGGUUCAGUGGACGCUGGGAGCCAUUCUGUAUAAAACACGCUUCUUACCACUCAGGGAUCUACGGCAGGAGGGUGUCCGACAGGCCCAUGGUAGCUGGUUCCGUCUCUCCUUCGUCUACAACCACUAUCUCUUCUUUGCCUGUAUCCUGGUGGUGCUACUGGCCAUCAUCCUGUACCUUCUGCGGCUACGUCGGAUUCACCACCGACAAACUCGAGCCUCAGCCCCAUUGAACUUGCUAUGGAUCGAGGAGGUGGCACCCAUCAUUGGGGUACAGGUCGGGCCAUGA
Molecule: messenger RNA, 1815 nt
Organism: Rangifer tarandus platyrhynchus (Svalbard reindeer)
Lineage: Eukaryota; Metazoa; Chordata; Mammalia; Artiodactyla; Cervidae
Source: the annotation of a GenBank genome assembly